AUGGCGCCUCAACUCCAAGCCGUGCUCUCGAGCUCGUACCUAGUCCCCAUGAUCGGGUGCCUCUUCUUCAUAACCUUCAUCCUCUCCUACAUCUCCUCAUGGCGGCGGCUCCGGCACAUCGACGGCCCGCUCCUAGCCUCGAUCUCGUACCUCUGGAUGUUCCGAACCUCCCUAACGGGCGAGCAAGCAGCCCGCUACGGCACCAUCAGCCAGAAGUACGGUCGCCUGGCGCGCAUCGGGCCCAACGACCUGCUGACAUCCGACCCGGAGGUCCUGCGACGCAUGAACGGUGCGCGGUCCAAGUACGGGCGGUCGAGCUGGUACCGCGCGAUGCGCAUGGAUCCCUACGCGGACUCGCUGUUCACGCAGAUGGACGCGGGGGCGCACGACCGGCUGAAGGCGCAGCUCGCGUUCGGGUACGGCGGGAGGGAGAACCCGACUAUCGAGCGCGGCAUCGACGAGCAGGUGGCGAACCUCGUUGCGCUCGUCCGGCGCAAGUACCUGUCGACCGGCGGCGAGGGGACCACUGGCCCGCGGCUGCGCCCGAUGGACCUCGCGACCGUGGUCAACUACUUCACGCUCGACGCCAUCACCCGGGUCGCCUACGGCAGGGCGUUCGGGUACCUCGAGACGGACUCGGACGUCUUCUCGUACAUCGAGGCCUCCGAGGCCCAGGUCCCGAUCAUGGUGUUGCUGGCGGAUGUUCCAUACCUAGCCAGGAUUGCCUACAGCGAUACGGUGCUCAAGUUGUUCGGGCCCAAGACUACUGAUAAGAAGGGGAUGGGCCAGAUGCUGGCUGUCGCCCAGAAAGUCGUGGGCGAGCGCUUCGGGCCCGAGGCGAAGGACCGGCAGGACAUGAUGGGCUCCUUCGUCCGCCACGGCGUGCCUCGCCGCCAGUGCGAAGCCGAGGUAAUAUUCCAGAUCAUCGCCGGCUCCGACACCACGGCGACGGCGAUCCGCGGCACGAUGCUGCACCUGAUGUCGAUGCCCUCGGCCUACCUCCGGCUGCGGGAAGAGGUCGACGCAGCGGCGGCGGCGGGCCGUAUCUCGAGUCCCAUCCAGGUGGACGAGGCACGACAAUUGGAGUACUUGCAGGCCGUCAUCCUCGAAGGCCUGCGCAUGAACCCGCCCUUCUCCGGCCUCAUCAUGAAAGAAGUGCCCCGCGGCGGCGACACCAUCGACGGCAAGUUCGUGCCGGAGGGCACGCGCGUCGGCCAGAGCAUCCUGGCCAUCAUGCGCUCCCCCACAAUCUUCGGCCAGGACGCCGACGUCUUCCGCCCCGAGCGGUGGCUGGGGGGCAUCGAGUCCGAGGAUAAUACGCGCCACCGCGAGAUGGCGCAGGCCGUGGACCUGCUGUUCGGACACGGGCGCUGGGGAUGCAGUGGGAAGGCGGUUGCGUUUAUGGAGCUGAAUAAGGUUUAUGUUGAGUUGCUGCGGAAUUUCGAUUUCCAGUUGAUCGACGUCAGGAAGCCUGUGGAGAGUAAGAACUACAACAUCUUCUUCCAGAAGAACAUGUGGGUGAAGGUCACCGAGAGGACGAAGUCGUGA
Messenger RNA from Anthostomella pinea, 1548 nucleotides. NCBI's taxonomy places the organism in Eukaryota, Fungi, Ascomycota, Sordariomycetes, Xylariales, Xylariaceae. The record is from the annotation of a GenBank genome assembly.